AUGGCAAGCAAUCAGAAUCAAAUUUCCACCCGCAUGGCGGCGAUAGUGAAGGCUCUUGAACCCAUAACAUCUGCCACUGGUGAAGUGCACAAAGCCCAUCCCAACGAUAUAAAGUUUGGUGAUGGAGAGAAUAAAUUGAUGCAGAGCAAGAUGAUUGACGUCUGCAAAGAUGCAAUGGCCAAAAGUAUUUCCAUGAAGACAUUCGCCAAUCCAAACGGGUUUGAAGGAGAUGAGACACUGAAACAAGCAUUUGCGAGCUAUUUCAAUACAUACUUCAAUCCUUCUAUUCCAGUAGAGUCAGAGCAUAUCGUACCCACUGCCGGAUCUGGUAACGCGCUCGAGUCUUUACUAUGCACCAUCUGCGAUGCAGGCGACAGUGUUCUUUGCCCAGCGCCCGCGUGGAGGGCCUAUGGUUUUUUUGGAAUGUUCCAUGCGGGGAUAAGUAUUAUUCCGGCGUACGUUGAGACAACAUCACAAUCAUGGUGGGUAGAUAGCAUGUCACUCAGUGUUAUAGCUGCACUGGAGAAAGCUUAUACAUCUGCGCCGGAUUCUCACAAAAUCAAAGCUGUCUUGAUUUCUAAUCCGAGUAAUCCAUUCGCAAGAUGUUGGCCCGAGGAUGUGCUUCGGGAAAUGGCGAAGUUCUGUAAUAAAUAUGGUCUUCAUUUUAUCUCUGAUGAGGUGUUUGCGAAUACUGCAUUUCAUCCCCAGGAUGAGAAGUUCACUUCCAUGCUGUCUGUUUUACAUUCACAAGAGGCGAUAGCGGAUGAAGAUUUUUCCACUACUACUGAAUCGCAAGAUACGAUUGAUUCGAGUCGCGUGCAUAUUGUAUGGAGCAUGUCAAAGGACUUUGGGGCUUGUGGUGUCCGAUCAGGAUGUGCGAUGACAUACAACCCUCUCGUCCGAAGUGGUGUCUCAUAUGCAUCAUUUUGGCAAAUCUCAUCCUUGACUGCUCAUUUUACAACAGCAGUUUUGACUUCGCCACUCACACCCUCGUGGGUAUCAGAUACCAAGACCCAAUUGCGGAACUUGCAUAACCUGUGUCGGGAUAUUCUGGUAGUCCCGGAACUUUCAGGUAGAUUAGAAAUUUUACCUGCUAAUGCUGGUUUUUGGGUGAAUGCGAUUGUCACACUGAGAGAAGGCGAGACCACGAAAGAUAUCGUGGUGAGGGCUAGAACAAAUCAUAUAUUGAUUGAUGUUGGGAAUGACUUUGGUCGGUUCUUGGGUGAACGUCAGGGUGAGUUCAAAAUCACAUUUUCAAAGGAGGAAGGCGUUCUCAGAGCAGGCUUGGAAAGAUUGAAAGAGAGCUUGGUGUGA
Messenger RNA from Penicillium angulare, 1314 nucleotides. Its product is annotated as pyridoxal phosphate-dependent aminotransferase. The transcript is spliced from 4 exons. Gene Ontology annotation, biological process: amino acid metabolic process; biosynthetic process. The record is from RefSeq and is a predicted model, not a curated record. Bases 1 to 1314 code for a protein of 437 amino acids. Gene Ontology annotation, molecular function: transaminase activity; pyridoxal phosphate binding. NCBI's taxonomy places the organism in Eukaryota, Fungi, Ascomycota, Eurotiomycetes, Eurotiales, Aspergillaceae.